Molecule: messenger RNA, 1500 nt
Organism: Mytilus trossulus (common blue mussel)
Lineage: Eukaryota; Metazoa; Mollusca; Bivalvia; Mytilida; Mytilidae
Exons: 3
Coding region: 154-1500 (448 amino acids)
Source: RefSeq, a predicted model, not a curated record
UUCAUUUCGGAAGUCUUCGUCUUCCCAGAAUUAUUUGUAAAUGAUGGAUAAAUAAACAAACCGCCAUCAAACAUAUCAGUUGACUGAAACUUUUUGAACAGAAAGUAUCAUUCUCACUGCUGUGACAGCCACCAGUUAAAAGCAUUACUAAGUAUGGCUAGCCAAUCUAUUCCUGGACCAAUUGUCAGGCAACCAUCAUCUCCUACCUUGGGUGGGACCGGAGAGAGAAGGGCACAGAGGGGAACAUCGUUUGAGGAGGAAAGACAACCAUCAAUCCAAGUAAUGGACAGAUUGGAACGUUCAAUAGACGAGGACCAAGAAGGAUCUAGUGAUAAGAAAAAAAUAAAAACAAAACGCAAUUCGAUUCGUAUUAUCAUUUUCAGGGUCAUCUCGGCAAUAUUAAUUAUUGCAGACUGUGUUUCUGACUGGCUGCAGUAUUACGGAAUUGAUACAACGCCGUUAGACGUUUUACUUGAUCCCAAAGGGGUUGUUAAAGGAUUGUUUGGCAGUUCACCGCAAGCAUCGAACCAAACUUGCAUGAGUAAGAGUGAUGUUGGUGAUCAGUUCAUGUACUUUACAAUAGCAGGAACAGGGGGAGCCUUAAUCCAACUUGCAAAUAUUAUCUUCCAGAUUUACAGCGAAGUUCAGUAUCUUAAAAAGAAAAAGCAAUUUAGCGAAGACAACGACGGCACUCCUAAAAAACUACUGGAUGGUAGAACAGAAACUCUUUAUUCCUUACUUUUCAUAGAAAUACCACAAGCAAUUCUUCUCCUGAAGUACCAAGAUGUAUGCCUACCGAGUUUGAAGGCUCGUAAAAAAGAUAAACGUCGCGCUAAACAAUUCGUUAAACAGCGUGUUUUGGCUGUCGUUAAUGGUGGUAUUGCACUUUUGAACAAUGCAUUUCGUUAUAUAACAUGCUCUAAAUGUUGCGAAGAAGAUAUUGAAGACACAACUUGCGGAUGGUGCCGUGUCGCUACAGAAAAGUAUAUGGAUUGUUUUAGCAGCGCUAGAGAAAAAUGUGUUGUUUGUGCUGGCAGCUAUAAACCAAAGUCCAAAAAGCCAAAAAAAUCCAUUGAUUGUUUAAGUUGUUUUAGUGGCGCUGGUGGAAAGUGUGGUGGUUCUUUUUGGAAUCUACUUACAUGCUUCUUUCCAUGUUUGUGCUUUUUUUCCCGAUACGAAUCCCCUAUGUUGUGUGGCAUUUGUGGAAAGAAAUGCAUCAUUGAUAAGUGUAAAUGCUCUACUGAACCGUGGUCCUACAAGCUUUCCGUAUGUGGAUUCUGUUAUUGCCACCACUGCCCAUUUGUAGACCCAGAUGAUCCCGAAGGUGGUGGACAAAAAUGCUGCGAUGUGACAAGAGGAUGUUUGUAUACGAAUGCCCCAUGUUGUGUUGUAUUUGUGGAAAUCAAUGCGUCAUUGAUAACUGCAAAUGCUCUACCGAACCGUGGUCUUACAAGCUUUCCUUGUGUGGACUCUGUAAUUUCCACCUCUGCCCACUUGUAA